AUGGCUACACCAAACCCCCCGAAUAGGCCACCCGUAACAGGGGGGCCCGAUAUCGAGAAUGACCCGUUCAUUGCCGCGCCACACCAGCAGCCCCUGCGAUACUCGGGCUUCGAUUCCAAAUUGUUCGCCCUCGGUCCCGCGUCGUCACCUGGCCAGGCGAAACGUGCCCUGGAAGCCCAUCUCGCGGAGACCGAGCGUCGCAUGGCCGAGGCCGGUAAACUAGGUACCGCUCUCGUUCAACAACAAAAGGAACUUCGAGAUAGGCUCGCCGAGGUGGAGUCUAUGCAGACCGAGGGCCAACUGAGUACCGAUUUGCGAACAAAAUUGGCUGAGAUCGAGAGAGACUAUAACGAUGUUGCGAGACAGACGGCGAGAGCUUUUCUGCCGAAGCAGAGGGUGCCAAGUAAUGAGGCUGCCGCCGGCUCGCCAUAUGUUCCAGAGGGUAAAGGGGGUCGACGUUCUGUGAGCCCCUCCAAAUUCGAAAGUCAGGCCACUGGCUCCCCGACAAAAUUGAGCAUUCCGAAUCGCAAGCUCCGCAACCAACCCGCCAACCGCAUCCACGAUAUCGAAUUCGCGGCCGAGAUUAGUACCUCUCUUAUCGCCCAAGUUCGAAACCUCCAGGCCUUGCUCGCUGAGAAGGACGAAGAGCUUCGUGAUAUUGUAACCGAAAAGUCCAGGUUGGAGAUUGACACCGAGGGCCUGCAGCAGAGGCUCAAGGUCCUUGACGAAAGCGAACAUAAAUACAAGGAAGAAAACUGGAAUCUGGAGACUCAGAUCCAGGAGCUCUACGCGUCUCAAAAGGAAGCCGCAGAACGAGAGAAGCGCUUAACUCAAUCUCUCAAUGUUCUGCAGGCCGAGAAGACCAAGGCUCAAAGGGACCUCGACGAGGUCAAGUUAUCGCAUGCCAAGCUCACGGAGGAGCACGCCGCAUCCAUCAAGCAGCAUGAUAUCGAACUGGGAACGGCGAAGCGGAAUAUUGCGACUGCCGAGAGCGAGAGACUGACCAUGCAGCGCAAGCUUGACGAUCUUACGAGCCAAAACCAGGAGCUUGCAAGGGCAUUCUCUUCUCAACGUGCCAAGAUUGCGGAGCGUGAUGCCCUCUCUGGUUUGAGUGAGGAUGACUUCGAGACGGCCACUGACAACUUGACCCCCGAACACUCGCCUCCGCCCUCCCCCGUCAAGGGGACGCCGCGACACUCUGUCCUUGAAUCCGAAACGCUCAAGACAUCUCUUCAACAUGCUCAGCGCACGAUCCAGAGCCAACGCACUCAGCUCCACCGCGAAAAGACGGAAAAGCUCGAACUUAAGAGGAUGCUGCAGGACGCGCGUGACGAAGUCGAGAAACUUCGAGGCGAAGGCGGUGCCCCUACUAAUCGCCGAAGCAAGAAGAUGGACGUCAAGGACACGAAGAAGUACUCCAAGCUUCUUCUCGGAGGAGCCCGAUCCAGCAGGGAGGAGAUCUACAUCGACGACGAGUGGGAGGAGCAUCAAGGUGACUCUAGCCCGAGGCUCCCCGGCUCGCGUUCUCGGUCGCCCGGAACCCCCAGGUCCCCCUCUCGAGAUGCGGAGGCAACAGACCAUUUCGAGACUGCGAACGAGACUAGCGAUGCGGCGUUUGAGACGGCCAAUGAAAGGGGAACCGAAACCGAAGACUUCCAGACGGGCGCAGAAGAGUUCUCCGGCAGCGAUUCUGACGAAACUGAAACAGAGAGCCCCUCGCGGGGUGUUCGUCACCAGCGCUCAAAUAUUUCCAUGCCCAUCAGCUUCAAGAAGCACCCCAAUCGCGAGUCGUUCCACAGCACGGCAUCUACGUCUAAUGAUGAGGAGGAAAUUUUCGGCGACUCCCGGACCCCUACCUCGAUCCAACCGCCCCCAAGAAUGCGUCUGCGUGUUAGCCGUGGCUACCUGAGGCGCUCGCGACAGCCGAGUGAAGAGCCCGCUCUUCCCAGCUCCCCACCCAGCUUGGCCAACAGUAGCGCCAGCGGAACUCCACGACAAUCCGGCCAAAGCCUCUUUGCUGAGUUGGCGGACUUGGACGGUAGCGACGACGAGUCCUAUGGAGGCACGCCAAGCCGCAACCUGUUCGGUUCUUCUGAUUCUAUCUCGAGCAUUCCCCAACUUAGGCCAUUCCCGUCUAUGGUACGGUUGCCUAUGGUAGAUAGCGGAGUUAUGACUGAGCCGUCCAAGGUCGACGCUGAGGAGACCGUCGUGACGCCAACAGCCAUCCCCAAGUCAAUAAUGGUAGAUUCCGGAACAAUGACGGAGCAAAUUGAGCCUCCAAUUCUGUCCCCAGUCAGCGUUGUGCACUUGGAGCGACCGUCAUCGAGGGCCCUGGAUGUUGACCGACCUAUGAGCAUAGGAUCGGGCACCUUCCUGUCUCUUGACGAAGGAAUCGAUGCGGAUCGGUCUCGCCCUGUGUCUACGCUCUCCUAUAGCGAUUCCGGAGCCCAGUACGACCCCGAGAUUGGAGAGAAGCUUUCGAAAUUCCCUCUGCCUCCUUCAAUCGCGAAGAAGCCUCUGAUCCCCGUUCUUGGUCUUGCAUCCAUCGAGUCGCAAGAGGUUACACCCGUCACGGAACCAGAACCUCCGGUAGUGGUUCCCCCGCUCGGCCUCACCUCGAUCGAGACCCAAGAUAUUGCUCCUGUCGCCGAACCGAAACCACUACUCAGCCUUGUAUCCGUCGAAGCUCAAGAAGUGGCCCCUGUAGUGGAACCAGAACCACCCGUGGCGACACUCGCCUUAUCAUCCAUCCAUGCAGAGGAGUUGGAGCCGAAGGCCGAACCGGUUAUCGAGCCUUCUAUACCGACCCUCAGCAUCUCUGGCAUUCACUCGGCAGUCUUGGAUCCUAAGGCAGUGCCCGAGACUCUGCCGCCUGCACCUGAGCUGAGCGUUUCGAAAAUUCAAUCUCAGUCUCUUGAGCCGGAUAAUCGGCCUCUGGAUCUGUCAGUUGCGGAGGCUAUGGGCCUGGUUGCUGUUACCGCACGUGCUGUUGAGGAAGUUGCCCCUGCUCCUGAGCUAAGCAUGACAACGAUUAACUCGCAGGCUCUUGAGCCACGAGCCGAACCUGAAGUAGUUGUGCCUCCACAAGAGCUUUCACUGGCUCCGAUCAGCUCUCAGGAGCUCGAACCGGAGGCAGUGCCCGCACCAGUAUUGAGCCUCGCGUCGAUUCAAUCUGAGGCCGUUGAGCCCAAGGCCGAGCCUCAGGUCGUGCCCACGCUUACUCUGGCUGGCAUCAACUCGCAAGUACUUCAGCCUAGGGCUGAGCCUGAAGUCCUUCCCAAUUUGAGCAUGGUUAAUAUCAGCUCCCUCGAGGUCGAGCCUCGGGAGGAGCCCCGGAUCCUGCCGGUCUUGACCAUGACCAACAUCAACUCUCAAGAUCUGGAGCCCAAGGCUGAGCCUGAACCUCCCGCACCCACUCCAAUUCCGCUCGGUUUCUCCUCUGUUCGCUCCGAGCAUAUUCUGCCCGUUGCGGAACCCGUGCCCGAGCCGGUUGUGCUUACGACAUCCUCCAUUUUCUCCGAGUUUGUCGCCCCCAUUAGUCCCAAGCCUUCCGUUGAAGUCCUGCCCCAAUUCGGAUUUACCUCGAUUCAGUCCAUCGAGACACAACCUGUGUCGCCUCGUAGCCCCUGGAGAGAUGGUUUCAUCCUUCCCCGCGAUUCUGAUUCACCGUUUGAUGAGUUGCGACCGAGGGCUACAUUUGCGCGACCGUCCGUCCUGGGAUGGGACAAGGAACGUGGUUCGACGCCGCCUAUUAUUGCAGAGGAUGAGACCCGGCAAUCACCAUCACAAACUCCUCAGCCGGAAACACCCGAGUCUCAACGACCUCUCAAGGACAUGUCCACGAACUCCAAUUUCCGGAUUGUCAGGAAGCCGAAGGUUACCAUGUCGGAUUCCGGUGCCCAGACUUCUUUGACCUCUGAUGAGCUCGAUAGUAUUUUCCAGGCGAAGCAGGCUAGCGCCGGUUACGGCCACGCAAGACAAGAAUCUCUUGGUAGUAGCAUGGGAACGCCUGGUACCGUCCGGAUUCGCCGCGGCUCUACGGACAGCACUGGUAGCGUUAUCCGCUCGAGGGGUAGGCUCAUUGACGCUGCGAUUGAUCGACCGGGAAGCCCCGCCAGCGUCAGGUCGCCGACCACUGAGUUACCACCCUUGCCUGCGAACCAUAGGCAAGUUAUUGAGGCCGCCAGGUCUGGAUCCUCGGGUGGUGGACAAGGCGCAAGCGGCAGCAUGGGACCCCCACUAUGGCCGGCCUCUGCACUUCGGAACCGGCCGAGGACCCCGGCUACGUCCAAGCCAACUUCUCCUGUGCCCGGAUCUCCCACACCACGUGCUGUACGAGCGGGAUCGAUUACCGGUCAGGCAGAGGCCCAUCCUGCAGUCAAAUAUCACCGCAGCGGGCAGUCGUCUGUUACGUCCUUCGCGUCUGAGCUCGACAAUCGCUUCAAUAUGCAGACAUCCGGUGGUAUGGGCAUGGGAACGGGAUUCGGACCCAAUACCGAUCCCCGCAUGAUCCAAGCCAUUACACAGACCAUGAUUGGAGAAUACCUUUGGAAGUACACACGUAAGACUGGCCGUGGCGAGCUAUCAGAGAACCGGCAUCGACGAUACUUCUGGGUUCACCCCUACACUCGGACAUUGUACUGGAGUGAUCGCGAUCCGACCACUGCUGGCCGUACGGAGCUGAAGGCGAAGAGUGUUCCAAUUGAGGCUGUGAGGGUGGUCACUGAUGACAACCCCCUGCCACCGGGCUUGCAUAGGAAGAGUCUUGUGGUUCUCUCCCCUGGCAGGACUAUCAAGUUUACGUGCACGACUGGACAACGCCACGAAAUAUGGUUCAAUGCGCUUUCGUACCUUCUCCUCCGAACUGCAGACGAUGCACAGUCCGACACCGAAGAGAUGGCUGGACAUAUCACUCAAGAAGAUGUGGACGAGUUCAAUCCCCAAUAUGGUCAGCGCCGAGCAGCCGCUGGCACCAGUACUGCUCGACGAACAGCUCUUCCAUCUAUCUCCUCCUACAACUCAAGAGCCACCCGCACCGACACUUCUGCGAUUGAAGCGUCGCUGAACAUCCCAACUCUGACCCCGUCCAAAGCCAACCGAACGAACGAGCAGCGCCCUUACGGUACGCUGACCCGGCUGAGCGGAUACUUGAAAUCGGGCCAGGUGUUUAGCAGCAUCAGGAGCCGGCAUACCGUCGUCAGCCCGGACCUCUACGACACGAGCGAGGUUCACGAUAGCGCUGAAGACUUGCGGGCCAUUCUUGAGAGGCAGGAUAGGGAGUCGGAUCGGUUGGAGAACGUGAGGGCAUGCUGCGAUGGUAAGCACGAUGUCGGCACGCUUCCUCGGACUACCAAGCGUCAUCACCGAAGUGCACUCACCCACGCCCAUCCUGGAGCCUCCGUAGCAUCGACCCCUGCUAGCACUCUCAGAUCUCGAGCGUAA
Molecule: messenger RNA, 5442 nt
Organism: Scedosporium apiospermum
Lineage: Eukaryota; Fungi; Ascomycota; Sordariomycetes; Microascales; Microascaceae
Product: PH domain-containing protein
Exons: 3
Coding region: 1-5442 (1813 amino acids)
Biological process (GO): dynein-driven meiotic oscillatory nuclear movement; microtubule cytoskeleton organization; establishment of mitochondrion localization
Cellular component (GO): cell cortex; mitochondrion
Molecular function (GO): tubulin binding; phospholipid binding
Source: RefSeq, a predicted model, not a curated record